CUAAAGUCAGGAAGCUGGUUUCCGUCAGGAGCGGCGGAAGUGACGACCACCGGAAGCAGAGAGUCCUUUCCUCCAUAACACCGCUGCUUUUCUAGGGUCCUGGCGGCCUGAGAAGAUGCCUAAGGUGGUCUCCAGGAGCGUGGUGUGCUCCGACACCCGGGACCGGGAGGAGUACGACGACGGCGAGAAGCCGCUCCACGUCUACUACUGCCUCUGUGGCCAGAUGGUUCUGGUUCUGGACUGCCAGCUGGAGAAGCUGCCCAUGCGGCCCCGGGACCGGGCCAGGGUCAUCGACGCCGCCAAACACGCACACAAGUUCUGCAACGUGGAGGAAGAGGAGCAGGCCUUCAUCAAGAGGGCGGAGGGCAUCGAGCGGCAGCACCGCAAGAAGUGCGGGAAGUGCGGGCUGCUGCUGUUCUACCAGCAUCAGGACAAGAACAGCCCGGCCACCUUCAUCGUGGACGGAGCCGUGGUGAAGUUCGGCCAGGGCUUCGGCAACACCAGCGUGUACAGCCAGAAGCCGCCGGAGGCCCCCAAGAAAGUCCGGGUGAUGAUGACCAAGCGGACCAAAGACAUGGGCAAGUUCAGCUCCGUCACCGUGUCCACCAUCGACGAGGAGGAGGAGGAGAUCGAGGCCCGGGAGGUGGCCGACUCCUACGCCCAGAACGCCAAGGUGAUCGAGAAGCAGCUGGAGAGGAAGGGCAUGAGCAAGAGGAGGCUGCAGGAGCUGGCCGAGCUGGAGGCCAAGAAGGCCAAGAUGAAGGGCACGCUCAUCGACAACCAGUUCAAGUAGGAUUAAGGGGGAGAACGGGGAGGUUUCACUGUGGGUCAACCAAGCCUGGAUGUGAUGAUGAUGAUGAUGAUGAUGAUGAUGAUGAUGGACUCUUGGGGCUGGCAGAACAGCCUCACACUCUGAAACCUGCUACGAUGCGUUUAAUGAAAGGGGGGAAAUGGGAUUGUUUUGGAUUUCUGACUGUUGCUUCCCUAGUUUUUGUUUUCUACAAUAAAGUUAAUUUUAAAAACUU
Molecule: messenger RNA, 1025 nt
Organism: Poecilia latipinna (sailfin molly)
Lineage: Eukaryota; Metazoa; Chordata; Actinopteri; Cyprinodontiformes; Poeciliidae
Gene: steep1
Product: STING1 ER exit protein 1
Exons: 1
Coding region: 116-793 (225 amino acids)
Biological process (GO): endoplasmic reticulum to Golgi vesicle-mediated transport; endoplasmic reticulum membrane organization
Source: RefSeq, a predicted model, not a curated record